This is a messenger RNA of Fusarium sp. VM40, 1779 nucleotides long. The record is from the annotation of a GenBank genome assembly. NCBI's taxonomy places the organism in Eukaryota, Fungi, Ascomycota, Sordariomycetes, Hypocreales, Nectriaceae.
AUGCCCCACGCUAUAUAUCCUCACGUUCAGGAGGCUAUCAACGCCGACGAACAUGUCAAACUUAUUCUUUGCUUUGACGGCACCGGCAAUGUCUUCAGUGGCACUAACGCGGAUACCAAUGUCGUCAAGAUUCUUCAUUACCCAGUUAACCAUGUUGAAUACGCUAAGCAGAUUGAAGCUGGAAUCGGUACGUACGAUAUAAAUGAGAGCUCCGUCAACAAGACGCCUAUUGGAAGCGUACGAAGCAUGGCCUCUCAAGCAAUUGACUCGGGGUUCGGUACCACAUUCGACGCGCAUAUUAUGGCGGGAUAUCGUUUCCUGAUGCGACACUAUGAAUCUGAAGCUAAGAUUUAUAUAUUUGGUUUCAGUCGAGGCGCUUUUACUGCCAAGUAUCUAGCCCGCAUGGUCAACGAGGUUGGCCUGUUAUGCAAGGGCAACGAAGAGAUGGUGCCUUUCGCAUACCGCCUAUACCAAAGGUCUCUUAAAUGUGAAAGCGACGAUCGUACCGCUGCCGCCAAGGGUGGUUCUGACAACACCCCCAAGAGCCAGCCUGAUGGAACCAGUCAGUCCGAAACAGAUAGUCUGCCGCAGAAUGCUGCGCCUACCGGCACGUCACAUGGGAAGAAGAAGCGCGGGAAAAAAAGCCACAAACCGGCUGGAGAUAGCUUUUUGUCGGGCAACCCCAUAGUUACAACAAGCCCCCAGACGAUCGCUGCCAGAAAGGAGGUCAAGGCUUUCAGUGAGACCUUCUGCCGGACUGAUGGCACCGAUCCUGAUCCUCACACGCAUAAGAACAUCAAGGUCUUCUUCCUCGGUAUCUGGGACUGCGUCAACUCUGUUGCAGUUGUCGAGCGAAAUGCGCCCGCUCCAGUCGAGGUAACUGGAACUGCACACCACGUCCGUCACGCCGUGGCGGUCGACGAGCACCGUGUCAAGUUCAAGCCUGCCCUGCUUGCGCAGGAUAUUAAGGAAGUGAUUGAGGAUUCCAACAACAAGAGCAUCCACGACGAAGAUGAAGAGGAGGAUAUCAGAGAAGUUUGGUUCCCCGGUAACCACGGUGAUAUUGGUGGAGGAUGGCCAGCUGUGCCAGUGAAGUCGCCAAGCGAAAUGACUUGGUGGCCGCGCUUGAAAUACUUCUUCAGUACCAUGAAACCCAAUGAUCCAUACCAGAUCUUGGACGACGACGCUUUACAGAUGAGCGAUAUGGCGCUUGACUGGAUGAUUCGCGAGGUUGAUAUUAUCGGCAAGCAACAUCCUGGCUGCCAAGUACACUGGUGUCACACUCUUGGAGACUUCAAGAAGAACAUGAACGUGGCUGACAACGUUGAGAAAUAUGUCGUCAAGGGGUUCAUGCAUAACUGUCUAAAGUUUGGAUACGGCACAUCCUUCUUCAAGGUUCUCAUGUGGAACUUCAUUGAAUCUCUCCCAGGCAUUCCCCGCUGGGAGCUCAACGAUGUGAAGGAUAAGGAAGAAAGAGGAUGGGAAUUGUAUCGAGGCACGCCCAAUUUCUGUGCCUCUCGGGAUAUCCCCAGGGGGGCUGUCUUGCACAAUUCGCUCAAGGAACGCCUAGAGAAGGUCGAUACCUAUCGCCCCCGCAACAGUCAUGGCCCGGGUAAGCCUUGUUUGUGGAACAAAAAUGGUGCUGUUGAUAUGGUAGAUGUUUCGUACGAGCGUCUCGGCCCGAACGGCCCCAUCAAGAAGGAUGGUACUUGGGAUGCGCGACACAGGAUUUGGCAGUUGAAGGAUUUCAUUUCCAAGUCGCCUACUUCUUCUUACUAG